CGCGAAUCUCGUUUGUACGGGGAAUUGGGAUCUGCACAAGAAGAUAGGUGAUAGAGCGAGGUAUAAGAUCUCGUCAAUUUUAAACCUUUUUGCUCCUGAUUAACUGAUAUAUCGCAUUCAUACCAAAGGAUAUCGAGCAGCAAACUUCAGGAAAUUUUCCAGCUGUUUGGACUCUGUAUUUGGUCUACAUCGUUGCCACCGACUGAAUGUGAUAGUUCGGAUUCUCCGGUAGCAAACAAAGAAAUUCCCAUUUGGUCGGUUGCCUCCUCAAAAUGCGUUUACGUUGCAUAUAAGUUACCCGAUUCCAUUUUUAAGAGAUAGAUGGCCAAUCCUGGAGGAGCUGUGCAAAGACUCUUUGUAGAUAGUUCAGCUAAGGAGACAACUAUCAAGUCAACAGAAACUGGAAAGUCAUUAUUUGAAGAGAAACUUCCAGGAAUCAGUUUGCAAGAGGGAACGAUACUCACAGUAGCAAAAGCAGCUUUAGACGGAAAGGUAGUUGCAAGCAGUAUAAAGAGCCCUUCACAAAAACAAACUAGCAGCCAGUCGUUGCCACGACCAUUAGUUGUACAAACACAGCCAGUAUUACUACCCAAGCCAGGAAUCCAGGCUGGUCAUAGCAUUCAGCUGGGCGCAAGAAUGAUUUCUGCGGAGUCGAUCAUUUCCUCGCCCACUCAUACCUGGCAAAGUGGAACCCCAAACAGCAGAAAGCGGAGGGCAGAGUACGAAGCAGAUCUUCUUGACAGUGGAGAUCGAAAACGAAAGAGAACGCCUGCUCGGUCAACUGACAAAGGCGGCAAAGGGUUGAGACAUUUUUCAAUGAAAGUUUGCGAGAAAGUUCAACAGAAGCAGACCACUACAUACAAUGAGGUUGCGGAUGAGCUUGUCCAGGAGUUCAGUGACCCCACAAAGCAUGUGCCAUCAUCUGAUGCGUCCUACGACCAAAAAAACAUCAGAAGGCGUGUUUACGAUGCUCUGAAUGUCUUGAUGGCAAUGAACAUUAUCACUAAAGAAAAGAAGGAAAUUCGCUGGGUUGGCCUACCCACCAAUUCCGCUCAAGAAUGUCUGUACUUAGAGGAUCAGAAAAAAGAGCGAAUGGAGAAAAUUCGACAAAAACAGCUCCAACUACAAGAGCUUAUUCUACAGGAAAUCGCCUUCAAAAAUCUGGUUGAAAGGAACAAGGAGACGGAGAGGAAAGGGGCCACUCCAGAUCGAAACAGCGCCAUUCAGCUCCCGUUCAUCAUUGUAAAUACGAGUAAAAAGACCGUGAUUGAUUGCAGUAUUUCUAGCGACAAAACCGAAUACCUGUUCAAUUUUGACAACACGUUUGAAAUCCACGAUGACAUUGAGGUGCUAAAAAGGAUGGGCAUGGCUUUUGGCCUUGAGAGUGGCGAAUGCCCGCCGGAGAAGCUCGAUGCUGCUAAAGCAAUGGUCCCCAAAGCUCUUGAACCGUACGUCAAACAAAUGGCUGUUGGUGGCAGCAUUGAAAACGAGAUUGUAAAGAUCCCCACGGACCGACAAGAACGAGCCCGAUCCCCAUCUUCGCCGCUGGCAGUUCCAAUUCAGGCCCCCUCCUCCCCACUUCCGAACUCUUCGAAUCGCAUUCACCGCGCGACUUCACGUGCAUCCUCUGUAACCUCAUUCACGAGUGACAGUAAUCGCUCAGGCCAGCAUACUCACACGCCGUCACCACUUCCUUCCUUUGGUUCUGGCUCUGAGUCUGAGAACGAGGUAGACGAUGAAGAUUCGCAAGACACACUUUUUGAGAACAGUAAUGAUGCGUGAAUGCGGUGGGAAUUUUCAUGAGGUCGUUGUUGAUGCUCAUGAUGACGUUUUAGAAGCAUAUUCUUUUUAUUAAUCAUUUACACGUAGAUUAAACACAGUUGUCUCCAUUAACUUAUAAUAGUAGCCUCAUUAACAUUAGAGCAUAGAUCAUCUUUGCUUUGCACAUUGGUACACCAGAGAAACGGGUCAAUAUUAAGGAAAGCUCUUGUUGCAGGAAUGAGCCUUUUGAUCAGGUGCAAAGAAUACGUGUCUGAUAUUCAGACGCAUUUUUUGGUGCGGUCCAGAAAGAAAAUGCCGUUAAAUUACUGGAAGAACGUUAUAAUAAUUAGAGGCACUUCCAAAAGUAACCAGAGGUUGACAUUGUAUGAAUUGAGGAUGGUUCUCUAUUUGUUCUUUUCAGUGACUAUGGUAUCUUUCUUAUCAUGCAGCUGAUGCAUUCUCGCCGUGUGAUGCUGUGUAUCCCUAAACUUUUUAAUGCUAAUAUUUUUACACUAGUCGUUUCCCCGAAUCAAGAACAAGAACCUACUCGAAACGAUUGUGUCCAUAGCAAAUUCUAUUCCACUGGCUUCUACAUCUUUUUGGGACAAUCUUGAAAGACACUUUAUUAGCGGAGUUCUUUUUAACCAGUUUCUAGACAUAAGAGUAAUACGUACCCCGAUAUCUCACGGAGCGCUAUCUUGUUUAGUUUUGUGACUAAUGUUUUCAAGUUCUAACUUAGUUUUGUUGAUGGCACAGAAUAUAAAGGACUUCACUUAUAAUUGCCAAUGGACACUUUUGUACGUCAAUAUUUCAUGGGUUUCUGUAAUUCAUAAAAAUUUUCUUUCAUGGAGUGUAUCGCUGAUUAGCUGUUUUGUUGGUCUGUAGCAAGUUACGUUUUCAGCUGAGCAAUUUUGUUUGUAUAAAUCGCCCAUCUAAAUUUAGCCCAUUCUUUGUCAAUAAGAAUGAUCGUGUAAAUAGUUAUAUCAAAGAUGCCUUACCCCAAAGAUGGCUACUGUUUCCUAAAAGAGUGAGCUUUGUUUCUUGUCUGCAGACUAUGGGUUCCAUUUGUCCAUUGUUUGACUUUCUAUAUUGUUCGUCUCUUACAAAUCCAGCAAUCAAAUGGAGAAUUUUUGAUAACGAUGCAUUAGUCUUACUUUUGUUACUUUUGAUCUCGAAUGAAGGUAGUGUGGGGUUGUUGUGCAUAGGUUCAUCUCUUGGAAGCAACUAUCCAAGCCAGAACUAUGUUUCUUGGUGGAUGGUUGCUAGUGUAUACGCCGCCGCCCCACCAGUCUUGUAAAGCACCCUUAUUAAUACCUGAACAAUAACUUACUGUGGUAGGUUGCACCAAAAAUUGAGCAGUGAGUCAUAGAAUCCGGUGAAAUAGAGUUUGGCCGGAGCUGGAGAUGGGGUCACUCGAUAGGGAACGUACUCAACCAGUCAGGAGUGCAUAGCUCGACCUGGCCAAAACCAUAAACGGAUGCUUUACGAUCCCUGGUUCACCCAUUCUCAAAUUCUAAACCAGAAUUGUCUGUAGAAUUGCAAUAAACUAGAUGUUACGAGCCUGCAUGCGGGUGAUAAGACAACACAAAAGUGUUGCAUGUCUAGGCAAGAAAAUUCAUGUUUGAACUAUUAUAUGACUCCAUAAAAUUCGUACGUUGAAGAUCAUGUUGAUUGCGUAAUAUAUUGUUACUCUGAUAAAUGAUGAUCAAGUUGAGGUGA
Rhopilema esculentum is the source of this 3480-nucleotide messenger RNA. RefSeq names its product transcription factor Dp-2. Gene Ontology annotation, molecular function: DNA-binding transcription factor activity, RNA polymerase II-specific; RNA polymerase II transcription regulatory region sequence-specific DNA binding. The record is from RefSeq and is a predicted model, not a curated record. Gene Ontology annotation, biological process: regulation of cell cycle; regulation of transcription by RNA polymerase II. Gene Ontology annotation, cellular component: transcription regulator complex; nucleus. NCBI's taxonomy places the organism in Eukaryota, Metazoa, Cnidaria, Scyphozoa, Rhizostomeae, Rhizostomatidae.